Manihot esculenta (cassava) is the source of this 3396-nucleotide messenger RNA. RefSeq names its product G-type lectin S-receptor-like serine/threonine-protein kinase At4g03230. The transcript has 8 exons. The coding region runs from base 16 to 3168 and encodes 1050 amino acids. The record is from RefSeq and is a predicted model, not a curated record. Gene Ontology annotation, biological process: recognition of pollen; protein phosphorylation. Gene Ontology annotation, molecular function: protein kinase activity; ATP binding. NCBI's taxonomy places the organism in Eukaryota, Viridiplantae, Streptophyta, Magnoliopsida, Malpighiales, Euphorbiaceae.
UCGUUAGUGCCUUGUAUGCUUCCCACUAUUGCGCUGGAUACCAUUUACACUAAAAAACAACGACCUGAGGAGAAGUCUGCAAGUUUUUCUUGUAUGAUUAGCUGCAAUGUAAUCUUGUGUUCAUCAGAUGACUCUCCAAAGAUGAUUUACAGUCCAAUGUUACUAAAUACCAUCUUGUUCUCUUGUGUGUUUAUAUUUUGUUCUUCCCUUUUAAAUUCCUUCGCCAGGCAGAACAUCUCAGUACACAAUCCGCUUAACGAUGGUGAAACUCUUGUUUCCGCUGGAGAAGAAUUUGAACUGGGAUUCUUUACUCCUGCUGGAAGCGUUGAUAACAAAAGGUAUUUAGGGAUAUGGUACUAUGGAUUAAAUCCAAGAACAGUCAUAUGGGUUGCCAACCGAAACCACCCACUUCCUGACACUGGUGGACGUUUUGCUGUAGAUGAUGGAAACCUAAAUGUAUUAGAUGAAUCUGGAAAAGUUGUUUGGUCAACAGAUCUUGGACCACCAUCACCAAGAUAUUACUGGGUAGCUACGCUUUUGGAUUCUGGGAACUUGGUCUUCAGUAAUCGGUCAGUGACCAUAUGGCAGAGCUUUAAGAACCCAACUGAUACAUUUCUUUCAGGUAUGAAGAUGGACAAGGAAAUCAGGUUGACUUCAUGGAUUAGUGAACUUGAUCCAUCACCUGGAAAAUUCAAGUUCAGUCAAGAAGAUAAGGACCAGUUUAUUAUUCGGAAUGGUUCCAUUCCUUAUUGGGGAAGUGGUGUAUCUGGUGAAUUCUUUAGAGCAGAACUAGAUAUAAAAGUAGCAUACCUUUUAUCAAACUUCGACAAAAAAAUCUGGCCUUUUGGAUCAAAACAUAUUCCCAACAGUUAUUAUAACAAGACAAGGAUUGUGAUGAAUUUUACUGGACAGUUACAAUACUGGAGCUUAGAUAACCAGAACAAUUGGUCGUUAGAGUGGUCGGAGCCAAAAGACAGAUGCAGUGCUCUUGAAGCUUGUGGGAGGUUUGCCAGCUGCAAUAACAAUAACAAUAUUGCCUGUAAAUGUUUGCCAGGUUUCAAGCCUCUAUAUCCAGAGGAUUGGAAAGACGGAGACUUUUCUGGUGGAUGCACCAGAACUUCAACAUCAUGUGAGAAGAAUGACAUCUUCUUGAACUUGACGAUGAUGAAAGUGAGCGACACAAAAUCAAAAUCUGAAUUUAAGAAUGAGACAGAAUGCAGAGAGGAAUGUCUCAGCAAAUGCCUAUGCAAGGCUUAUUCAUAUACCCAAGACAAAAAUAGUUUUCCCAGGAGCCCUACAUUUAGUAACUCCACUUGUUGGAUUUGGACAGAGGAUCUUAGGAAUCUACAGGAGGAAUACCCUAAUGGUCAUGAACUCUUUGUCCGUGUAGCAAGGUCCGAUAUAGAAUCAACAGGUAGAAAUUGUGAACCUUGUGGCACCAGCUUGAUUCCUUAUCCUUUAAGUACUGGAUCAAAUUGUGGUGAUCCCAUGUACUUGAAUUUCUACUGCGACAACUCCACAGGAGAGCUUAAGUUUAAGGCAAGUACUGGAACCUAUAAUGUCACAAGCGUCAAUCCAAAUACGAGAACAUUUGUCAUCCAAGCCAUAGAAGCACGUAGUUGCUACGCUAGAAAUAGUGCAGUUCUGGAGCUUGACCCAUCAUUACCAUAUAAAAUCAACUGUAGUAAUGAGGUGGACAAUGCCGGUAAUAAAAUUUCAUCAGAAGGUAUAGAUGAAAUAAAGAUCAGUUGGGAUACACCGCCAGAGCCAAGCUGCAAUUCUUCGGCUGACUGCAAGGAUUGGCCUUAUUCAACAUGCAAUGUGACUGCAGAGGGUAUGAGAAGGUGCCUUUGUCAUGCAAACUUUCGAUGGGAUGGCUCAGCGCUGAAUUGUACUAUUGUAGAAGACAGAACCUAUCCUACGCCAAUUAUUGGAUCUUCAAAAAGAAAGACAAAGUUGUUUUUUAUCAUUGGAAUAACUAUUGCGAGUCUCAUAGUUCUUGCAAGUGCCAUUGCUUACAUAUACAUAAGGAAGGGAAGGAUGAAAAAAAGACAAGAAACAGAAAAGAUUGGAAGAGAUGCAGUACUGUUGUAUGGAACUGAGAAACGAGUCAAAGACUUGAUAGGCUCAGAAGAAUUUAAAGAAGAGGACAAGAAGGGCAUAGAUGUGCCUUUCUUCAAUUUAGACAGCAUUUUAGCUGCUACAGAUAAUUUCUCAGAGGCAAACAAGCUUGGAAGAGGGGGCUUUGGGCCUGUGUACAAGGGUAUAUUUCCAGGAGGUCAGGAAAUUGCUAUAAAGAGACUUUCAAGUGUUUCAGUACAGGGGUUAGAAGAAUUUAAAAAUGAGGUCGUGCUGAUUGCAAGACUUCAACAUCGGAACCUUGUAAAACUUUUGGGCUAUUGCAUUCAUAGAAAUGAAAAGAUUUUACUCUAUGAAUACAUGCCCAACAAAAGUUUAGAUUCUUUUUUAUUCGAUGCAGAACUUGCCAUCCUUCUGAAUUGGGAGGUGCGUUUCAACAUCAUUAUGGGAGUUGCUCGAGGACUUGUUUAUCUACACCAAGAUUCUCGGCUGAGGAUUAUUCAUAGGGAUUUGAAAACAAGCAACAUCUUACUAGAUGCAGAAAUGAACCCCAAGAUUUCAGAUUUUGGCUUGGCGAGGAUAUUUGAAGGAAAACAAACAGAGGGAAACACAAACAGAGUAGUCGGAACUUAUGGCUAUAUGUCCCCAGAGUAUGCACUAGAUGGGAUAUUCUCAGUCAAAUCAGAUGCUUUUAGUUUUGGAGUAGUUGUGCUUGAAAUCUUGAGUGGAAGGAGGAGUACCGGAGUAUUUAGGCUUGAACAAGGCGAGAACCUUCUGAGUUAUGCAUGGAGAUUGUGGAAAGAACAGAAGGCAUUGGAUUUCAUGGACAAGACAAUAAGUGAAAGUUGUAAGAGUAAUGAGUUCUUGAAAUGCCUAUGUAUCGCAUUGUUAUGCAUUCAAGAAGAUCCAGCUGAUCGGCCUACCAUGUCAAAUGUUUUAACUAUGCUCAGUGGUGAAACUGCAACGUUUUCGACACCUAAGCAGCCAGCCUUUUUUGAAAGAGAAGGUAUUGCUGAUGCAGCUUCUUCUUCUUCUUCAAGUAAACAUGAAAUAAGUACCAUGUGGACGACUUCCCUUGGAGGAGGCUGAUGAUGCUAGUUUUCUUUUUCUUUUUUUUCUUUUUUUUUUGGGGGCCAUUUUUGCAAAAAUUAAAUUUAUCUGCAUUUUUCCUUGAUGAAUUUCCAUGUGUGUCCAUUCAGCAAUUGUACAAGGUUGUAAGUUCAUGGUCUUUGUAAUUUCAUUAGCCAACGAACCUGCUGUUGUGAUCCCUUUUGCAGGUCCAAAUUAAUCUAGUUUAGAGUAUUGUACUUGGAGGAA